This is a messenger RNA of Aspergillus brunneoviolaceus CBS 621.78, 504 nucleotides long. RefSeq lists its product as uncharacterized. The transcript has a single exon. The record is from RefSeq and is a predicted model, not a curated record. NCBI's taxonomy places the organism in Eukaryota, Fungi, Ascomycota, Eurotiomycetes, Eurotiales, Aspergillaceae. The annotation marks the transcript as partial.
CGCAAGAAGGAAAAGGAGGAAAACCCACCCCGCCCUCGCUGCUGGGACUGGAUGGUGGUGUCCGGCACGAACCACUGCGCCAAGAAUCGCGCGUCCUUCAAGUCGUACCGCCCGAUGAAUCGCAUGGUUCCAAACGGACCGUUCCAGGGGGCGGAGGUGUAUAUCGCAGGAGUCGGCACGGUGGAGCUGAACGUGCGUGCCAGCCCGGAGGAAGGUUCCCCCGCCCGCACUCUGGUCUUGGACAAUGUCUUGCACAUUCCGGUCGCCAAAUGCAAUGGCUUCUGUUGGGGGCAGUAUCACACGAUCCAUAACGGAACAGUCAGCUUUGGUGCGACUUUCAAGGGCACUGACGGACAAGGCGCUGCUCUUUGGUUUGGGCAGCCGUUCUGUGGACUCCAGAAGCUGGCUCUCGCGGGGAAUCCGCAGGGAGAAUCCUAUCUCAAUCCCGAUGAGGCCCACGCGCUCAGCCUCUAUAUUAACAAGCAGGAUCUCCAGAACAUUUUG